Messenger RNA from Penicillium diatomitis, 3525 nucleotides. RefSeq lists its product as uncharacterized. The transcript has 2 exons. The coding region runs from base 1 to 3525 and encodes 1174 amino acids. Lineage: Eukaryota; Fungi; Ascomycota; Eurotiomycetes; Eurotiales; Aspergillaceae. Gene Ontology annotation, biological process: nucleoside metabolic process. The record is from RefSeq and is a predicted model, not a curated record. Gene Ontology annotation, molecular function: catalytic activity; protein binding.
AUGGCCCGUCCUCCCAAAGAUUCCUUCCAAAUCGGCUGGAUCUGUGCUCUUCCGAUCGAGGCCGCUGCGGCCGCUGAAAUGCUGGACGAAGAGUUUGGAAUCCUCGAUGAGCAAGAUGCAGCGGACCCAAAUACGUACACGUUGGGCCGAAUCGGCAGACACUACGUUGUGGUCGCCUGCCUCCCUGAAGGCCAGUAUGGAACUACUCCAGCUACUACGGUCGCAAAUAAUAUGAUUCGCACGUUCUCCAAGUCCCUUCGAAUCGGAUUGAUGGUCGGGAUUGGGGGCGGAAUCCCGUCGGCGGCUCGUAAUAUUCGCCUCGGCGAUGUUGUGAUUAGCUCCCCCCAAGGCACUUGUGGCGGGGUGAUUCAAUAUGAUAUGGGGAGGGUUAUUGCAGGUGGUGCAUUCGAACGAACCGGGUCGCUGAACAGUCCCCCGAGAGCACUAUUAACCGCAGUCAGCAAGAUGAAAGCUGCCGCGCUAAGGGAUGAUCCCCGCUACCCGGAAUAUCUUCAAAGUGCAAUCGGAAGAACCGCUCGAACUCGGAAAAGUUUUGGCCGUCCUGCUGCACAAUCUGAUCGACUAUUUCGGACAGAGUAUGAUCAUCCGGCCAAUGCAAGGGGCUGUGAUAGUUGUCCAGCAGAGUGGGAAGAGACGAGGCAUCAACGCGAGUAUAGUGAUCCACUGCCACACUAUGGCAUUAUUGCUUCGGGCAACAAUGUUAUCAAGCAUGGGCGGACAAGAGAGCAACUUCGGUUGGAGACUGGGGCGUUAUGUUUCGAAAUGGAGGCAGCUGGUCUGAUGUUGGACUUUCCCUGUGUCGUUAUCCGCGGAGUGUGUGAUUAUGCCGACUCGCACAAGAAUGAGCAAUGGCAGGGAUAUGCCGCCUUAGCAGCUGCAGCCUAUGCAAAAGAGCUACUGGGGUAUGUUCCCGUUGGGCAUGUAUCACAAGAGAGCCUGGUAGUAGAUGUAUGCAAUGACUUGAAGGCCGAAAUCAGAGGCACAAAUCAUCGCCUAGACCAAGUAUAUCAUCAACAAGCAGAACACUAUCGUGAGAAGAUUUUAUUUGUUUUGACGGACCAGCAAAACCGCUGUCACCAGACAUUCAAAACAUUAAAUUACGAGGAGCAAAAGAACAUCAAUCCCAGAAAAGCGGAAGGAACCUGUCUAUGGGCUCUGCGGAGCCCUGAAUACACCCGUUGGUCGGAGAGCAGCUGUAACGAUCUGCUCUGGGUCUCUGCGGACCCGGGCUGCGGGAAGUCUGUGCUUUCGCGAUCGAUAAUCGAGGACUGCUUGGAAGAUUCUUGUUUGGACGUGACUAUUUGUUACUUCUUCUUCAAAGAUAACAAUGAGCAAAACCGUCUUGAUAAAGCACUAUGCUCAGUACUACAUCAGCUGUUUAGCCAGCGACCUCAGCUCUUACGUCAUGCUAUGCCUUCUUGGGACAAGAAUGGGGAGAAGCUACAACAAGAAGUUGACGAAUUGUGGAGAAUUUUCAUAACCGCCGCAUCAUCAGACGAAUCAUGCAAAACAAUUUGCAUAUUUGACGCGCUGGACGAAUGCCGUGAGAUUGAUCAGAAUCGACUAAUUGAGAAGCUCCAGUCGUUUCAUUGCCUGCCAUGCCCGCCGAUACAGAAUACUUGGUUGAAAUUCCUAGUCACUAGUCGUCCCUAUGAUGAUAUCCAGAAUGGAUUCCGAACGAUCACGGACGCUUUUCUACACCUUCAUCUUAAAGGAGAGGAAGAAAAUGACCAAAUUCACAAAGAAAUUGAUACUGUUGUGAAGAUGCGAGUAAGAGAGCUCGCUGAAAGAGUGGCAAUAUUACAAGGCAUAGAGGAGCGACUUAAGCAGCAGCUUCUGCAAAUGGAGCACCGUACCUAUCUCUGGCUACAUUUAGCUAUUGACGAUAUUCGAUCUACGCUCGAGGAUAGCCUUCGCCCAGCUGAAGAGCCAAUCCAGUUGAUACCUCGAUCGGUAGAUGAGGCAUACGAUAAGAUCUUGAGUCGAGUGCCCUCCCGUCAGGUGAACAUUGUGAGAAAGAUCUUGCAAAUUAUUGUCACAGCACGGCGCCCUUUAACGACGGCGGAAAUGGCCAUGGCGCUUGGUAUAGCCGACUCUCCACACUCCCAGACUGCAGCAAAAGCUGGACUUGAAUCAUCGCAGAUAGGCAAAAAACUCCGCCGAUUGUGUGGCCUUUUCGUUUUCGUCAACAACUCCAAGGUUUUUUUGAUCCAUCAGACAGCAAAGGAAUUUCUCCUGAAGAAGAGCAAUUCUCCCAAUGUCGGUUACUUGUACUCUUGGACGCUAACAGACGCUGAGCAUCAAAUGGCUGUUAUUUGUUUACGAUACCUGUUGAUGGAGGAUCUGGAAGAUGAUGAUCAGGAUUCUUGCUCAAAGAUUCGAAGCUUCCUAGAUUACUCAGCAGUUUAUUGGCCGGAUCAUGUCCGGAAGAUAAGCUUGACUCAAGACUCCGAAACGACUGAUCAGCUUCACCAAGUGUACACUAUGACUCAACGACGAUUCUUGCUAUGGUUUGGUAUCUUUUGGAAAACCAUCGAUCCUAUGUUUGGCAACCCGCCGACAAUGUCUGCUUUACAUCUGGCAUCAUUUAACGGGCAUGAGCGGGAAGUCGAGUUUCUCUUGUCUCUUACGAGAGAUGAUAUCAACUCGAGAGAUAGCACAGGAGCCUACCCGGUUAUCUUGGCCUCAAUGAAUGGACACGAUCUGAUCGUGCAGUUACUACUCGAAAAAGGAGCCGACGUGAACGCCCAAGGUGGGUGGUACGGAAAUGCCCUCCAAGCUGCCUCCUGCGGAGGACACGAUCAGAUCGUGCAGUUACUACUCGAGAAAGGAGCCAACGUGAACGCCCAAGGUAGAGAGUACGGAAAUGCCCUCCAAGCUGCCUCCUUCGGAGGACACGAUCAGAUUAUACAGUCACUACUCGAGAAAGGAGCCGACGUGAACGCCCAAGGUGGGCUGUACGGAAAUGCCCUCCAAGCUGCCUCCUUCGGAGGACACGAUCAGAUCGUGCAGUUACUACUCGAAAAAGGAGCCGACGUUAACGCCCAAGGUAGAGAGUACGGAAAUGCCCUCCAAGCUGCCUCCUACAGGGGACACGAUCUGAUCGUGCAGUUACUACUCGAAAAAGGAGCCGACGUUAACGCCCAAGGUGGACACUUUGGGAAUGCCCUCCAAGCUGCCUCCUACAGGGGACACGAUCUGAUCGUGCAGUUACUACUCGAAAAAGGAGCCGACGUGAACGCCCAAGGUAGAGAGUACGGAAAUGCCCUCCAAGCUGCCUCCUACAGGGGACACGAUCAGAUUGUGCAGUUACUACUCGAGAAAGGAGCCGACGUGAACGCCCAAGGUGGGCGGUACGGAAAUGCCCUCCAAGCUGCCUCCUGCGGAGGACACGAUCAGAUUGUGCAGUUACUACUCGAGAAAGGAGCCGACUUGAACGCGAAGGUGGAAUGUGUUACGUGCCAAAAAGUUCGAAAUCAACUUGUGCAUUCAACGAAGGUCUAA